Molecule: messenger RNA, 849 nt
Organism: Dibothriocephalus latus
Lineage: Eukaryota; Metazoa; Platyhelminthes; Cestoda; Diphyllobothriidea; Diphyllobothriidae
Source: the annotation of a GenBank genome assembly
AUGUUGCACUCACCAACAGAGGCUGGCCUGCCCCUGUGCGAGCCGGGCGCAAUGAUUGGCGAAGUUUUUCCCAGCGAUGAUCAGGAAGACAAUGCAGCUGCUGCCGCCGAGGCCCAAGAUCUAUCCGGAAUUUACGUCCAAAUGAUCAAACCCAACAGUCCCGCGGACAAUGGAGAUGCCUCAGUCCGUGUGGGCGACCGUCUGGUUGCUGUGAAUGGCCAAAACGUUAUGGGUAGGAGUUUAUCGGAGGUUGCUGACCUUCUUACCUCCACCAUUGCUGCUUGCCGGGCAAGGACUCACAAGCAUCGGCCUACAAUCAAGUUCACAGUUAAUCGUUUCUUCCAGCGUAAGACGCAAUCGGAACGUCUGGCUUCUGAGAACAACCGAGACGUCAGACAUGAGGUGACACCGCAAAGUGAGAGGACCAAAGGUCACAGAGAUUCUUCAGUUUCGUCAAAUGUCAAAACACCAAGGAAGAAGACAUCUGUGACAAUUUACGAGAGGGAGGGUGAACGGCCCUCACGACGAGACAGCUCCAGCAGUCGACACAACCGUAGUGCUUCCGUGGAUCCACGUGGUCGGUCACGGAAGGAAACCCUUGAUGACAGUCCGCUGUCGCCCAAACGCCGUUCCUCGACUUUUACACGCGAGGCCAUGGGUCGCCGCAGUGUCUCCGAGAAGCGGCAUGCCAACAUGGAGGCUACUAGCAUCAAAUUCUUUAAUGAAAAUGUGCUUCCCCUCCGCUACACUGACGAGAAUGGUAAGCCCAAGUCAAAUCCCUCCUCUCCUUUGGCUUUUUUGGUCGGUUUCUACUUUUUUGGGGGGAUUCGACUGUUUUCGAACCCUUAA